AUGUUUCAUUUUAACAAUAACUGCAUUAUUUUAAAUUCAUUUAAGAAGUUUAUUAGAACAGGUAAAUAUAAAGACCGCGUAUUUAAUUAUAAAGAGAUAUUUUUUGAAAAGAAAAAAAAACUUGAAGAAAAGAAAGAAGAAAAAAAUGAAGAGGAUAUAAAUAUUUUAAAAUUAAUACAUAUUGAGGAUUUUAAAAUUUGUAAACCGAAAAAGAAAAGUUUUAAUAAAAAGAAAAUUAUUGAUAAAGAGGAAGAAAAAAAGGAUUGGACGCCUCGCAUUAUUGGUAGAAAGGACGAUAUAAAAAAUGAAGAAAGGAACAAACAUUUAAAGUUAAAUGAAUCAAAUAUAAAUAACGAAAAAGAGAAUUAUAUAAAUGUGGGUACAAGUCAUUCUUAUAAUUUUAAUAAAAUGAAUUCACGUAGUACUAAUAAAUGUGAUAAUUAUAUAAAUAAUAAUUAUAAGAAUUCAAAAAAGAAUAUUAUUUAUUUAACUAAUUUUACUGUUACUAAUAGUUUUAUUAAUAAAAAGUAUUAUAUAAUUAAAAAACAAAAAAAAAAUUCUGAUGUAGAGGAAGAUAAAUUCAUGUUAUAUGAGAAAAGAUCCCUUGAGCUUUUGAAUAAAAUAAAAUUGAGGAAUGAACAGAAUGAGGAUGGAAAUAGAAUUGUAAGUAAUAUAGAAAAGAAUGAAUUAUAUGAAAAUAUGAAUGGAUCGUUUAAUUAUAUAGAUAAUGAUAAUCAUAGUGAUAAGAAAGUUCAUUUAUUAAAUUCAUUGACUUUUGAAAAUAAGGAUAAAAUUAUUAAAAAGAUAUACAAAUCAUCAAUUAAUCAUGUAAGGGAUGAAAAUUUGUGGAAAAAAUAUGUACAGAAUGUUUUUAUUAUAUCUUCAUAUUUGGAUUGUCCUGAUAUUGUAAUAUUAUUUUGGUGUUUUAGUAAAAUAGGAUAUAGAGAUAAUAGAUUAGUAAAUUUAUUAUGUUCGAUCGUUUUAAAAAAGAUAAAUGAAUUAAGUCCAUGUGCAAUUGCUUUAUUAUUAAAUAGUUUUAAAAAAUUAGAAAUUAAAAAAUAUGAUACCAUAGAAUUAUUAACAAAUCAAUUUUGUUUUCACCUAUCAAAUUGUACAUAUCAAGAUAUAGCUCUAGUUUCGAAUUCUUUAUCUUUUUUUUAUAUUUAUCAUAAAAAUUAUUGGAAAAAGUGUAUAUUAAAAUUACAAAAUAAUUCCUAUAUUACAUGUUCAUUACAUUUAUGUCUAAUUUUAUCAGCAUUCGCUAGACUUGAUAUAAGAGAAGGAAAUAUUUUAUUAUCUUUUAGUAAAGUUGCUAAACGUCUAGUUCCUGAUAUGUCGCCUAAUAAUUUAGCUUUAGUUAUUCAUUCAUUUGCAAAGUUAAAAUUUGUUCAUCCUAAAUUUUUUAAUUAUCUUUUUCAACAUGUUCAUAAGUAUUUGGAUAAGCAACUUCAAAUAAUAUACAAGGUUGAAGAAAAAAUAACUGAAGGAAGUAAUAAUAAUAAUAAUAAUAAUAUCAAUAAUAAUAAUAUCAAUAAUAAUUAUGAUGAGGAUGCAUUAUAUAGUAAAAAGAACAAAAUAGUUAUUAAACAUUGCGAUAAUAAUAGAAGCAAUGUAAUUAUUAAUGAUAAUGUUCAAGACAAGAAAGAACUUAAUAAGUUGCAUGAAUCCUUGUCCGGAAUUGAAAAUGUGGAAGAAGAUGAAUAUUUAAAAAAUAUUAUGAUAAAUAAUAAUUAUAAUGCAGAAGAAAAUUUUAAAAUAAUAGAAAAUAAAAAAAAAAGUAAUUUUAAUAAAGAAGAAACAGCAAAACAUACACCUGUUGUUGAACAUGAUAAUAAGAAUGAAAUUUCCGAGAGUAAUAAUGUGAAUCAUAAUAUAAAGACAAAUAAUAGUUAUAUUAAUAAAUGCUCAAAACUUAAUGAUAAUAAAAAAAAGAUGUUUGAUUUACAAUCACUUGUUUUAUUAUUAUAUUCUAGUACCUGUUUAAUUACUUGCACAGAACAAAUGACAUUAAAAUUAAUUUAUUUGAUAAUGCCACAUAAAGAUCAUUUAGGAGAUCAUAAAAUAGAUAAGCUCAAAUAUGUAAGCGAUUAUAUACAAAACCUUUUCCCAUCCACUUUUGAAACAUUUCCAAAAGAUGUAAAAGAUUUUUUUUGUUAUAUAGAUACAUAUGAAAUAAAAAAAAAGAAAUUAAAAUAUAGUGCACGAUGGAUUAACGAAUUAUCACGUAUUCUAACUAAAAUGAAUGUGGAUCAUAUAAGAAAUGUAUACAUAAAUAAUAUAUGUACAGAUAUUAUGUUAACUUCAACAAAUGUUAUUAUAAAAUGUCUAGGUCCAUACAGUUAUUAUAUCAACUCCUUAGUAACUACAUCGAUAUCUGAUUUAAAGUUGAAAAUAUUAGAAAGCAAAAAAUAUAAAGUAAUAAAUUUAAGUUAUCAUGAUUGGAAUAAAUUAAAUGACUAUGAAGAAAAAAUUAAAUUCUUAUACUCUUUUGGACGACAUGCAGCCAACAUUUUUUUCAUAAAUAAUAAACAACAAUCUAUAAACGAACAAAGAAAUAACCAAUCUAUAUCCAAAUCACAUGUAAACAAGAAUGAAAAGGGUGUAGAACAUAUUGAUAUAAAACUAAAAAUGGAUUAUCCUCACAACAUGAAAAAUCAAAAUAUAAAAUCUCAUUCACAAUCUUCCAUUGAGUUUGACGAAAAAAUACAAAUGGAUGAAAAUUUUUCAUCUGAUGAUGAAGAUGAAAUAUUGAACUUUUUAGAAAAGCAAAAAGGUACAAUGGAUAUAAAUCGAAAUGAUUAUAAUGAUGAUAUAGAAAAAAUAAAAAAUUAUUUGUCUUUCCCAGGUGCCUCAAAUGGACAUAAUGCCUGA
This is a messenger RNA of Plasmodium reichenowi, 2871 nucleotides long. RefSeq names its product RAP protein, putative. Lineage: Eukaryota; Apicomplexa; Aconoidasida; Haemosporida; Plasmodiidae. Bases 1 to 2871 code for a protein of 956 amino acids. The transcript has a single exon. The record is from RefSeq and is a predicted model, not a curated record.